Messenger RNA from Toxoplasma gondii ME49, 3393 nucleotides. It is a transcript of the gene SUB1, whose product is annotated as subtilisin SUB1. Gene Ontology annotation, biological process: proteolysis. Gene Ontology annotation, molecular function: serine-type endopeptidase activity. Bases 1 to 2286 code for a protein of 761 amino acids. NCBI's taxonomy places the organism in Eukaryota, Apicomplexa, Conoidasida, Eucoccidiorida, Sarcocystidae. The record is from RefSeq and is a predicted model, not a curated record. The transcript has 8 exons.
AUGGGGUCAUCUCAUGCCAUUGUCGCGUGUGCUGCCUUGAUCGUGUUGUUAUCCACCAACGCGAGAGGACUCAGGGUGCGGAAAGACAAAGACGUACUGUUGGCAACGAGUUUUCUUUCCCACCAUGGAGAAUAUCAGAAUCCCACUGGCACAUAUAACCUUAUCAAGGAGAUUCGGAGGGUGGAAGCGGAAAUCGAAGAUGAGGUUGAAACACUAAACAGAGACAGAAGGCUGCAUCGUGGGCACAACAAAUAUGCCGAUGACGACAUCCGACAGGGGCUAAAGGGCGAGCAAGAUAUGGGCGCUUCAGAAAAUAUUCCCGUUGCGGAGCUCGAACCACAGGAUUUAGAUCGGGAGGCGAAGUAUCCUGUGCGGAUGUUGAUUGUGGACAAGCGUUCUGAUGAUGAUGAUGAAGAGACCAAAACCUCGUUUGUGGAGACGGCGCUACAUUCGGAUCUUGCGCAACGCGUUGUAAAGGAGCUGAACGGGCAUGUGGACGUCCUUAGAGAAAGUGGCGUGGUUUUAGUGGAUCUUCCAGCACAAACCACCGACAAACAACUGCAGGAAUUGAUCGAAACCGCCAGGGCACAAGGCACCAUAGUAGAGCCGGAUCACUUGGUUCAAAGUGUCAAUACAUCGUCGAAAGGAUCAAAUGACCCACUUCUGGAUCGUCUCUGGGGAAUGGAUGCGUUGAACGUGAAAGAGGCUUGGGACAUCAUCACUACCGGCGAGCCUAAUAUGGGGGGUCGGAGGCCACUAGUUUGUGUGUUAGAUACUGGCAUCGAUUAUAAUCAUCCAGACUUACGGGACAACAUGGAAGUGAACCAGGCAGAGAGGGACGGCACGCUUGGAGUUGACGACGACAAUAACGGUGAGGUUGACGACAUCUACGGGGCCAACAUGCUCAGCAAGGAAAACGACCCUGCGGAUGAUCACUCUCACGGCACUCAUGUUGCCGGAACCAUCGGUGCUCACGGAAACAACGGUAUAGGAGUUGCUGGUGUUGCAUGGGCGCCCCGUCUGCUUCCGUGCAAAUUCCUCGCCUAUACAGGAAGAGGAUACAGCUCGGAUGCAGUCCGCUGCAUCGACUACUGCGUCAAAAGGGGUGCUGAUAUUGUUAACCAUAGCUGGGGAGGUUCAUGGCCAAGUGAAGCGCUUCGUGAAGCGGUGGUGCGGACGGCGAACAACGGUCUCAUUCACAUCUUCGCAGCAGGAAAUGACGGAGUAGAUAUCGACCAGACGGCCUUUUAUCCAGCCGCAUUCUCGACUGAAGCGGACGGGCUGAUCACAGUUGCUAAUGUGAAAGGAGAUCCAGACCAUGGAGGGAAACGUAUAAUUGAACUGGAUCGUUCUAGUAACUAUGGAAUACAGCGCGUCCAGGUCGCCUGUCCAGGGAUGUGGAUUUUAUCUACUGUCCCUACCAGCGGUUCUUCGCAAGAGCCCUAUGCGGAGAAGAGCGGGACAUCAAUGGCUGCUCCCGCUCUCAGCGGCAUCGUUGCUUUAAUGCUCGCGGUGAAUCCUGGACUGAGUACGCGACAGGUCAGAGAGGGUUUACGACAGUGCUCCGUCCAGCAGCCCCUUUUGCAAGGCAAAGUAGAAUGGGGCAGUAUGCCUGAUGCUAAACGCUGCGUCGAGUAUGCGCUGACAACUCACGCAGAAGGUCGGCACAAGUCUUUCAUAAGGGAACCCUCAACCGAGACUUCGACACCCCCACCUCCUCCACCAGCACAGCCUACACCCCAGCCGCAGCCACAUCCUCCUCCUCAACCCGAGACUCCACCAUGCGCGCCUUCACCACCGCCGCCGACCCCACCAUGCGCGCCUUCACCAUCGCCGCCGACCCCACCCCCGGGGUCACCACACAAACCUGAACCGCAGACGCCUGUUUACCCUGAGGUUCCACGAUCCACGCGGUCACCGCCGCCGUCGCCUCCCCCAACGGAAUCUGCACCCGAAGCUCCUCCUUCCGAUACUCCCUCAUGUCGUGUGCCUCCUUGCAGCAGUUCUCCACGAAGCGGCUCUCAACCAAAGCCACCUCAAGAUAACACUACUACACCGAAGAUGCCCUCACUCUCCUCUCCACCGACCGAACAUUCUACAGCCCAGCCACCUAAACACGAAAAUGACGCACGUGAACAGGAGCCACCAACCGACGAGGAUGACUUCUCAUCCGUUAAGGGUAAAAAGUUAGGUGCCUACGAAUCGGACGGUUCGCCUCGGGCCUCCUCCUGUGCCGGAGCAGGAGUUCUCGGUGUUUUUUUCAUGGUUGUUGGACUGACCGUGUAACUUUCACCUCAACAUAGCUGGAAAAACACACAAACAUAUUUCUGCGCAGAUGGGGAGGCGAAAGACGGCAUAUGCUGGUAGAUUGGGGCAUGAAUACUCCUAGCUCCUCGACGCAAAGGUGUGGCAGGAAACGCAGCAUUUUUUUUAGAAAUGUGCCGUCAUUAAAUAAGUAGCUUAUCGUCUCCACGAACGUGGGAGUGUUUCCAUGACGCCACGUUGUAACAUCUUUUUCAUUCUUCCCGGUACGUAGUGGUGGCGUUGCUAUUUUGACGUGUUUCUCUUCUAAUGUAGUAGAUCGAUCCUGUAUGUCAGUCGCCUACGCGUUAAUGCAUGCAUUUAUGCAUUCUGCACAUAUUUUGACCGCAACAGGGAGAAAUUGUUGCGAACAGUUUCGUUUAAUCUCGCCACUAGCAGCCAUUUGCUGAUCACUUGCAGUAGCCUUCACCCCUAUCGAGCUUCUGUCUACACGGGAUCAGUCUCCCGUCUGUCCUCAAUCUCCCCAAAUGUAUACCAGUUGCUGCUACUAAAACUUUCGGUAUAACAUUUGGAUUUGUAGAUGCGUGGCAGAAGUUGUAGAUUUGUGUUUCCCAUCGUAGAAUGGCUGUGAAUGGUACAGAUCCCGUGAAACAGUAUGGCUUUUCUUCCGCUGUGAGGCCUUCUCAAGGAUUUUUUGUCCGGCUGUGUGAUCUCUUCCGAAAAUCGACAGCUGUUGAUGUGCUUACUGGCGAUGAUGUAUCACUGUCUAAUAUUUUUCGAGAGCCACAGUGAGAGGAUUCUUUCCUCACCUGUCUCCUACCUUUGAAGGGCACUGUGUACAGAGUUUGAAGACGGGACAGAGGGUAAAAAUUAAGAAAUGAUGUGGACCCAUGCUAUGUGUCAUAGGUAGAAGACGUCUGUCUAGUCAUGGUGAAAAAGCGAACGCAUCACGCUGAAUGCAGUCGGUUAGAAGUUGUUUCCUAUGUGCUCCCAGCUGGAGUAACAGAGACUCGUGUGCGGGAAUACGUGAAAAUUGUGGAUGUCAGAAAGACUUUUCCCACAUUGGCUGGACAAUACGUUCGCAACUCUCACUUGAGGUCCUGCCGUGUAGGUCAAGAUAUUUCCCUCGCG